Messenger RNA from Miscanthus lutarioriparius, 756 nucleotides. The record is from the annotation of a GenBank genome assembly. NCBI's taxonomy places the organism in Eukaryota, Viridiplantae, Streptophyta, Magnoliopsida, Poales, Poaceae.
AUGGCAUCGCAGUGGGCUGCUCCGCCGCCGGGCUACCCGGCCGGGCACGGGCAGGCGUACGGCAACCAGCAGCUGGCCACGCCGCCGCCACAGGCCGCCACGGCCGUGGCCGUGACGGCGACGAGCAACGGCGUGGGCAACCCCUACGUGUUCGUCACCCCCGCGUCCGCGACACCUUCCACCUGCCAGACCGUCAGGAAGGCGCUGUGCCGCUACGGCAAGCUGCUUGAGGACGGGACCCGCAAGGCCGCCGACGCCACCGGCAACAUCUGGCACCACCUCCGGACGGCGCCGAACAUGGCGGACGCGGCGGUGGCGCGGCUGUCGCAGGGGACCAAGGUGUACGCGGAGGGCGGCCACGACAGGGUGUUCUUCCAGACGUUCGGCGCCAUGCCCGGGGAGCAGCUCCGCAAGGCCUACGCCUGCUACCUCUCCACCUCCUCGGGCCCCGUCAUCGGCACGCUCUACCUCUCCACGGCGCGCCUCGCCUUCUGCAGCGACAGCCCGCUCUGCUACCAGGGCCCUGCCGGCCAGCAGCAAGAGUGCAUGUACUACAAGGUGGUGCUUCCCCUGAGCCAAGUGAUGUCAGUGAACCCUUCUUCCAGCAUGCGCAACCGGGCGGAGAGGUACAUUCAGAUCACGACCACGGAUAACCACGAGUUCUGGUUCAUGGGGUUCGUGAACUACGACAAGGCCCUCAAGAAUCUCUACGAGGCCCUGCAGCACCGCGAUAUCAACGGCCACCAGCGCAGCUGA